This is a messenger RNA of Sciurus carolinensis (gray squirrel), 957 nucleotides long. RefSeq names its product olfactory receptor 51A4. The record is from RefSeq and is a predicted model, not a curated record. Gene Ontology annotation, biological process: G protein-coupled receptor signaling pathway. Gene Ontology annotation, cellular component: membrane. Gene Ontology annotation, molecular function: G protein-coupled receptor activity; olfactory receptor activity. The transcript has a single exon. NCBI's taxonomy places the organism in Eukaryota, Metazoa, Chordata, Mammalia, Rodentia, Sciuridae.
AUGUCCAUCACCAAUACAUCAUACAUUGAAAUCACCACCUUCCUCUUGGUUGGGAUGCCAGGGCUAGAAUAUGCACACAUCUGGAUCGCUAUUCCCAUUUGCAGCAUGUAUCUUAUUGCUAUUCUGGGAAACUGCACUAUCCUUUUUAUCAUCAAGACAGAGUCUUCCUUACAUGAGCCCAUGUACUAUUUCCUUUCUAUGUUGUCCCUAUCUGACUUGGGUUUGUCUUUGUCGUCUCUGCCUACCAUGUUGAGGAUCUUCUUGUUCAAUGCUCCUGAAAUUUCAGCCAAUGCCUGCUUUGCCCAGGAAUUCUUCAUCCAUGGAUUCACAGCACUGGAGUCCUCAGUUCUCCUGAUCAUGUCAUUUGACCGCUUCUUAGCCAUCCACAACCCUCUGAGAUACAGCUCCAUCCUUACAUCCAUCAGAGUUGCCCAAAUAGGAAUGGUGUUCUCCUUUAAGAGCAUCCUCCUGGUUCUGCCCUUCCCCUUCACUUUGAGAAGCUUGAGAUAUUGUAAGAAAAGCCAGCUAUCCCAUUCCUACUGCCUCCACCAGGACGUCAUGAAAUUGUCCUGUUCUGACAACCGAAUCGAUGUCAUCUAUGGCUUUUUUGGGGCAGUCUGCCUUAUGGUAGACUUCAUGCUCAUUGCUGUGUCUUACAUCUUGAUCCUCAAGACUGUGCUAGGAAUUGCAUCCUGAAAGGAGCAGCUCAAGGCCCUCAAUACUUGUGUUUCGCACAUCUGUGCCGUGGUUAUCUUCUAUCUGCCCAUCAUCAACCUUGCCAUUGUCCAUCGCUUCGGCCAGCAUGUCUCUCCCCUCAUUAAUGUUCUCAUGGCAAAUGUUCUCUUACUUGUACCUCCACUGAUGAACCCAAUUGUUUACUGUGUAAAAACCAGGCAAAUCAGGGUUAGAGUUGCAGCAAAAUUGUGUCAGAAGCAGAUUUAUAAUAGUGAUAUGUGA